Bemisia tabaci is the source of this 1567-nucleotide messenger RNA. It is a transcript of the gene Psf3, whose product is annotated as DNA replication complex GINS protein Psf3. NCBI's taxonomy places the organism in Eukaryota, Metazoa, Arthropoda, Insecta, Hemiptera, Aleyrodidae. Gene Ontology annotation, cellular component: GINS complex. The record is from RefSeq and is a predicted model, not a curated record. Gene Ontology annotation, biological process: mitotic DNA replication initiation.
CUGAUAACUGAUAAGAGUAAGAGUUUAAAGAAAAGUGCCAGAACAGAUUUUUGUGCUUUUUAUUAAACUAUUACGGUUUGUAAUAUUAUGUAGUCUAUUAACUUUUUCUGAAGAUUGCAAAUUUCUUGUGGUUCCAACCACUCAGUUUCAGAAAAAUUCUCUGCCAGUUGUUGUAGUUGCCACCAUCCUGGGAGAAGAUGAAACUUUGUAGAUCACAUUAUUUCGACCUAGAAGAUAUACUUGCAAGCCAUGAAACGAUGCCGGCAACUUUUACAGAAGAAGUGAAAGGCUUAGGUUUCUUAGAUCCUGGAGCUGUUACAGAUAAUAUUACGCCCAAAACAAAAUUAGAGCUGCCAUUCUGGAUCCUACAAGUAUUGCUCCAGUUGCCAAACAAACCAGUAACUGUAGAAUUGCCGAAGGCUUUCAACGCUACACACAGGGACAUUUUCUCGGCUGACGCGUGUAUUGUUGACUUCAAUAAACUCUGUAAAUUUUUCUAUACCUUCGGGAAAAUCCUCGCCCGAGCCAAACUGAAGGAAUCUCCGGAAAUCAAGAAAAUGCUGGUCGAGACCUUCAAGCAGCGGUUUAGAUACGUCUUCGAUUUGAGUCAAAAUGUAGAAACUGAGAAAUUAGCUUCCGAUAAGAUGGACCGAAUGGAGAGGGAGCUAUACAAUGAAAGCAGGACUGCACAGGUUCGACUAAACCAAUGGAUGUCGGUUGGGAUCGGUACUAUUCAGGCAGCUUCGAUGAUCGUUAAUCAUCGGAAGAGAAAACUAACUGUCUUUGAGCUCUAAUGUUCUGCUCAAAUUUAAUUUUAAAACUUAUCAUCAUCACCAAUAGCGGGCUAUGUAGCAAAAAGUUGUUUUCAAAUUUUUCACCUUUUUGUUCCUGGAAACUGCCAUGGAACAUACACUGUCUAACACACACUAACACAUUCUACCUAUUCUACUGACCUAACACUGCCUUUCAGACGUUAUAUUGUUGUCGCUCUCACAAAAGAAUGUAUCUCAUCUGCGCUGUUCCAGUUAAGGGAAAAUUUUAUUUUUUCAUGGGAGAGUCAUUACAUGGAAACACCUCAUCUUUAUAGAGCAGGAAGUCUUAACAGGACUCAAGGUUUUCUUAGUGUGCCCUAGCAAGUGUAUAGGAAGAUCACUAAAAGUUUCAUGCGAAUUCAUGUGAAGAUUGUCUUAUAAAAAAAAUUAAUUGUCAGCAAGGAAUACUAAAACAGCACAAAAAAUAUACAUUCCUUUGUGAAAGAGGUGACGAUACGCACUCUUCUAUUGUUGGUGGGCCACUAGGGAGCGUUGUCUCGGUGCUUUUUCGAUUUUUUGGUACUUAGCCCGUCAUUGAUGAUUUAACUUCAUUUAAAGAUAGUCUCUUGAUUUGAAAACAGCAUUUUUGCCUUUUGAAAAGUGUGUUAAAUACUAAAGUAAUUUCAAUCUUGUUGUUCAAUGAAAAACAGUCAAUAGAAUUUUCUUAAACCUGAGAUAUUUUUUUUUUCUUUUGCCUCAAGCAAUUGUAUUUACCAAAGUAUUCAUAACUGUAAAUAAAUACAUUUUGAAUUUUA